AUGUCAGAUAGCGCUGCGCGGCCAAAGGCUGCACAGGCACUCAGUCCGUUAUGGACGAAAGCGUUAGAACGACUCGAGAACAAUACCGGCAUGAAUUUGCUUAACAUCGCCGACAACGCCGAACCACGCGCCACAGAAGUGAAAAGGAUCAAUGACACGGAGAGUCUGAUUUCCGUGCUGCAAGCACGUCGCAAUUGCGACAAGAAAUUCGCUAAGGCGCUUGACGGUCUCCUCACUUCGGUGAACAAUAUCUCGCAGGAUAUAGAGAAGCUCUUGGCUUACAUACCUGACGGCAGCGGGAAUGAUCUACGGAAAGAGAUGAUAUUCCGAUCAUUGGGACUGCUCUUCUUAGGCGUUACAGAUGGCAACGGGCUAGAAGCGGUCUCCCGUCUAUUUGCUCAUGUUCCUCGAAUCAACGAGGACAUAGGUGCGAGCGUGCUAUUAGGUACGAGCGCCGUCAUCGAGCGCAUCCUCGUGUCCUACAUUGUCCUUGCUGGGAACGUGUACAAGACCAUUGACACGAAGAGAAGAAACUCAUUCGACGCCCAGUUCCAGCGGGGAUGGGACAGAGUGCUUCGCAAAUACGCCGGUCUCAUCGGUACAGACACGAAAUCAUCGGGCGCUCCUGUGAUGAUUACAUCAGCCCAGAAGCUGGCAGCGAAGCUGAGCUCGCAAUGUCGCCAGCUGAACGUGAAACCGACAGACGAAACACGCAUCAAGGAGUCUAUACGAGCAUUGGCGGAAUCAGUGAUUUCCAUGGAGGUGAAGACAAAGGUGUACCAGGAUGUGGAUUCGGUCAUACUAGGAUCGUUAUUUUCUUUAACACAGGCCGCGCGGGGAAAGAGUUCUGGAAUUACGCACAUCGUGGACCUGAUAGCUACCCUCACCGACAUCCUCAUACGCGUCCUAACAACAGCUACAGUGUCGUCAUCAGUUGGCAUCUUAUUUGUCCGUGUCAAGGCACAGGUCAUGACGAUUUUCGGGGAAGCAAUCAGGUUAUUGAACAGGGCAUACUCGGCACCGCGUUGGCCACUCAAGGGUAAAUCCUCAUCGCCGUCAUUUCUGCAUGAUGAACAGCUGCAGGGGGCAGUCGGAGAGCUCUCAUGGCUCGUCGAAGCGGCUGUUGAUGGCCCAUCCCAUAGCGAGGAAUCAGCGUCGGAGUUCAGCCAACUAUGGGAGAAGGCAAAGAUGCGCUACCUGGCUGAUAGCGGGCUCAAUAUAUCCUUUUUAUCGUCCGUUGAGCGCGGCGACUCGCUUGCGGCACUUGAAACAGCCUUACACAGCGGUCGAUAUAGCUUUCUGCAAGAGCACAAGAAUGCACACGAGAUCGAGAAGCUGUUGAUACCGGUGAUUAGAUUCGUUAAGCCAUUUGUGAAGCCGGCAGGGAAGCUUUUGGAGCCGCAUCUUCCUGGAGCAACAUUCGCUGCAGCGGCCAUCGAGAUAUUACUAGACGCUGCGGACAGGUUUGGGGCUACGUAUGAGCCAAUCCUCACCCUGUUCAGCACCCUGUCAGACUAUCUUAGUCGGAUUCGGGUGCAUGAAAGUAGCGGUAUCGACCCGGUCAUGAUGAAGAUCCACGUUGAGGUGCUGUGUGAACUGCUCAAGAUCAUGGGGAUUGUUACCGGACACAUCAACAAAGGAUACCUAGGUGAGUGCAUAAUCACUGAUCAGUGGUUAGAUCGUCUAGUUUCUGGAGGAGGAGAUGUGCAAUCUGCACUGAAGAGGCUGGAGGCGCUUGUAGAUGCAGAAGGCAGGAUGACCGGAGCGCUCGUCCUCUCGAGGACAAACGACAUCAAGCAUGGCGUGGACGCUAUUCAGGAGAGCAUAGGUAAGCCGAUCAGUACUAUGCCUCCCGCUCUGACGGACAGCUCUACAAGGCGACCGAAGUUCCCUCCAAAGCCCUCGCUUUUCAUCGGUCGGCAGGAGCAGAGGAAGGACGUGGCAGAAGCGGUCCUCAGCCGGAGACCGACCAUCGUCCUGGGAGCAGGCGGAAUAGGGAAGACGACCGUCGUCACGCAAGCGCUCUAUGAUGCUCAGAUCAUCUCGCAGUUCCCAUACCGCUACUUCGUCUCCUGUGAGGACAUAAUCACAUUGGAUGGAUUGCACCACGGUAUCGCGGACGCGCUUGGCAUUCCCGCAGAGCUACGCAACGAGCAGCUACCAACACGCGUUUUACACGAGUUGGGACAAAGGCCCUCCAUCCUCUUCCUUGACAACUUCGAGACGCUGUUUGACGUCGCAGCUGUGCGGCGUGCGGUGGAGACGGAACUGGAGGCAUACGCUUGCGUUGACAGGCUAGCACUGGUAGUCACCAUGCGUGGAGCUGAGGCUCCUGCCACCGGCAGGAUCCAGUGGGCAAAGGUCCUCCUUACUCCCCUGUCUCACGAAGAGGGCGUAGCUCUGUUCAGGAGCACGGCUCUGAUCCCCGAUGUCAUUAAUGACCCAUUCGUUGACAGCCUCGUCGACGCCGUGGACAGCCUGCCUCUCGCCGUCACGCUCCUUGCUCACCAAGUCCAGCCAGAACUCGGAACGACGACGCGAGCUCUGUGGAGUCGAUGGGAGAAGAAACAUGUAGAGAUGGUUACGCGCUCCGAUGGUGCUCGAGACAGACUACUCGACCUGUCAACGUCAAUUGAUCUGUCGAUCAACAGUCCUCGGAUGCAGCACGAGCCCUCCGCUAAAUCCGUUAUGGCCUUACUUGCCCAGCUCCCGAGCGGUUUGCCGUUGGGUACCGACACCUCGGAGCAGAUGCAGAGCGCCCUCGAAGAUUCUGUUGACCUCUCUUUAUCCCUCCAGACGCUCUGCCGAGUGGGACUAGCAUAUACCGAUACGAAUGGAACCCACCCACGCUACCGGAUGCUUGCCCCAAUCCGAGAGUAUUGUCGAGGUCAUCCUGGGCUACAGCCAUCAGGAUCGCUCUGGGAAUCGCUCAGUACCUUCUAUUCUAUGUUUGUCACGAUGAAUCGCAACUACGGAGAGCCUGAAUGUCUUGCCGUCGUCCCCCCGGAGAUCCCUAAUAUCCGUCAGGUACUUGCUUCGCGAGAUUGGAAGACGGAAGCAAUCCCAUCUGCAAUUCGUGCUGCCGUCGACUACACUGAUUGGCUAGACUUUCUUGGAGCUCCAUCUGUCGAACUGCUCCAGCUCUGCAUUGCUCAUGUCCGUGACAACGAGCUACUUGGCGACUGCCACUACACCAUGGCAACAGUAUAUCGCCACCUCAAUCGCUAUGAUGAUGUCGAGACAGCGCUGGAUCUGGCGCUUAAGCACCAUAGAGCUUCGAGCAGCCAGCAAGGUCAAGCUAACGAUCUCCAGGACCUCGCAUGGAUGUACCAGUACAGAGGAGACCUCACACAUGCAAGAGACAGCUUGAAGGAGGCACUGUCACUUCACUCUGCGAUUGGGGACCGCUUGGGCGAGGCCAAUGUUCUCCGGAGUCUUGGAGAACUGAUUUAUCGACAGGAUGACUAUGACAAUGCAGAAGCAUAUCUAAAUGAUGCCCUGUCGCUUUAUCAUGCCAUAAACGAACGCCUCGGGGGAGCAAACACACUUCAAAGCCUCGGAGAUGUGUACUGUCGGAGGGAUGACUUUGACAAUGCGGAGCACACAUACAAGAAGGCUGCAUCGCUCCACCACUCACUUCAGGGCCGCCUCGGCGAGGCCACUGCUCACAGGAAUCUCGCCAUGAUGUAUAUUCUGAGAGGGGAUCUUGACGAGGCGGAGGCAUCAUCCCGCAUUGCUCAUGAUCUUUUCCGUACCAUUCACCACCAGCAUGGUCAAGCGGAUUGCCUGCAAGACCUCGGGGAGAUUCACCUGCUCCGGGAGGACUUUACCGAUGCCGAAAUAUCGCUCAAGAAUGCCUUAUUCUUGCACCAGGCUGUCCAGGACCGGAUAGGUGAGACCAAUGAUCUCACAUUCCUCGGCGAGAUUUACAUGAAGUUAAAUCGCGAUGCCGAGGCUGAGAAGGUGCUGUGCGAUGCAGUCAAGCUGUGCCGCACCAAUCAUGAUCCUCUCAGCGAAGGGAACACGCUUGAAACCCUUGGCAGUGUCUACACAAAAAUGGAGCGCUUCGAUGAGGCAGAGAUGUCCCUCAUUCGAGCUGUCGAGCUGCAUCGAGGAAUGGAAGGGACUGAGGAGAACAUUCGGCGUGACGAGACGGCACUGGAGGAGCUUCGGCAAGCCCGAGAGGAAUUUGCUCGAGAGGCCUCGACGUUGACUGAACAUCAAUGA
This is a messenger RNA of Postia placenta MAD-698-R-SB12, 4227 nucleotides long. RefSeq lists its product as hypothetical. The record is from RefSeq and is a predicted model, not a curated record. The transcript is spliced from 11 exons. NCBI's taxonomy places the organism in Eukaryota, Fungi, Basidiomycota, Agaricomycetes, Polyporales, Adustoporiaceae. Gene Ontology annotation, molecular function: protein binding. The coding region runs from base 1 to 4227 and encodes 1408 amino acids.